Boleophthalmus pectinirostris (great blue-spotted mudskipper) is the source of this 2019-nucleotide messenger RNA. RefSeq names its product cytosolic phospholipase A2 zeta-like. NCBI's taxonomy places the organism in Eukaryota, Metazoa, Chordata, Actinopteri, Gobiiformes, Gobiidae. The transcript has 16 exons. The record is from RefSeq and is a predicted model, not a curated record. Gene Ontology annotation, cellular component: cytosol. Gene Ontology annotation, molecular function: calcium-dependent phospholipid binding; calcium ion binding. The coding region runs from base 1 to 2019 and encodes 672 amino acids. Gene Ontology annotation, biological process: glycerophospholipid catabolic process.
AUGGACUUCGAGCUGCGGAACAGUUUUGUGUUUUUAGGUCACGUGGGGGACGUCGGCGUGUGGGCGGAGCCUCGUACAGACUCUUACAGCGAACCUAAAGACAAACCUCAGGAGUACUUCACCAACGGGAUCCUGAUGGCAGCUCCUCUGACCGUCAUGGACGUCCGGGUGAAGAACCUGACCGACAAAAACGGGCCCCUGAGAAACUCUCUGGUGCUGAAGCUGCCCGGCGCCUACGAGAGGAGCCACCCGCUGAAGGAGAAGGAGUGGCUGCAGUUCCACGUGAACCAGGAGCUGGAGACGGAGCUGGGCCUCGCCGUGAGUACCCUCCAGGAAAGAUCUCCUGACCUGGACCACACCAGACACUUAGGGCUACGUUCAGACUGCAGGAGUAAGGAGGAUCUGGGCGUGCGUCUGUCUCUGGAUGUGCCGCCUCAGGAGAAGGAGUUCCUGCAGAAGAGGAGGAGGACUGUGGCUCGUGCUCUUCAGGCUCUGCUGGGUCUGAAGUCUCCACCCUCGGUCAAACAGGUGCCCACCGUUGCUCUGGUGGCAUCAGGGGGAGGGUCCAGAGCCAGCACCGGGUUCCUGGGCUCUCUGAAGGGGCUGAAGGAGAUCGGAGUCCUGGAGGCCGUCACGUACAUCACCACCGUGUCCGGAUCCACGUGGGCGUUGUCCACACUGUGCCAGGACGAGAACUGGUCCCAAAACCUGGAGAGCAUCAUCUCCCAAAACAGAAAACAAAUGACCAAGGAAACGAGCAGUUGUUUGACCUUGGAGAAGAUACAGUACUACCACGCGGAGAUGGAGGAGAAGGAGAAACAGGGCCACCAGGUCUCCUACGUCGACCUGCAAGGACUCGUGCUGGAGCACAUCGUGUUUGGACAGAAAAACACCAGUACUUUGUCUGAACAGCAGAAGACGGUGAAGAAUGGUCAGAACCCUCUCCCCAUUUACACUGCGGUCAACGUGAAGGACUCCCACGGACCACAAUGUUUCUCCUCCUCAGAGUGGGUGGAGUUCACUCCGUUCGAGGUGGGUCUUCCGAAAUACGGAGCCUUUGUCAGAACAGAAGACUUUGGCUCUGAGUUUUUCCUCGGACAUUUGAUCAAGAAGCUCCCGGAGGUCAGAGUGCCUUAUCUCAUAGGGAUCUGGAGCAGUGUGAUCUCGGUGUCUGUGCGUGAUCUGGUCAAGAGGCUGAUCGGUCUGGACCCUGUGAGCUCCGACAUCAACCCCACAGUCAACACCAUCGAAAAAGACGAGGUGCCGUCCACUCUGGACACGCGGCUCCUCACCUCGUCCGGACUCAUCCACAAAAUCUCCACGUUCUUCAAAAGUCGACCAAUCACCAACAAGACGUUCAACUUCACCAGAGGAAUGUCCCUGCACCAGAACUACAACCAGAACAACAACUUCCUCACAUCCAAAAACUCUCACCCGGACACUUUCCCAAACGACCUGACUCCGUCCGACCUGAACCUGGAGCUCAGACUCGCCGACGUCGUCAUCGUCCUCAGUUACUCCUGGGACCCGGACAACGUCUUUAAGGUUUUGCAGAAGACCUGUGAGUUCUGUGAGGAGCGUAAAGUCCCGUUUCCCUCGGUGAACUUCAGCCACUUCCUGUCGCAGCCGCAGAGGGAAGUGUACGAGUGUCAGGACCCUGACGCACCCGCCGCACCUGUCGUCCUGCACCUGCCGCUGGUCAACGCCUCCUUCAGAGACCACAAGGCCCCAGGGACGGGGGGGACACCGGGUCAGGACCGGGGACCGUCCCGGGUCCGGUCUCUCCCCGGUGCAGGUCUAAAGGAUCCGUUUGGUGUUUCAGGCGUGAGGCGUGAGACGGACGAGGAGGUGGCGUUGGGGCGGGUGGACGUGAGUUCUCCGGACUCUCCCUUCACCACCGCACACCUCACGUACUCCGAGGAAAACUACGACGCGCUGAUCGACGUCGCCCGCUACAACGUCCUGCGCAGCAAAGACGCCAUCGUGUCCGCGCUCGCCGAAGCUCUGAGCCGCAAGUGA